AUGUCUUACACGAGGAGGUUGUUGGAGAGGCAAGAGCGAGAAAAUGAAGAACGAAUGCGCAAACGAGUUGAAGAAGAAAGAGAGUGGGAAGACGAUGAUGAUCACGUUGCCAUGGCAAUGACUAUUUUCCAUCAAUCAAGCCAAGGCCACCGUGGUUCACAAGUCGGGUGUGGCCUGAAUUUGGGCAAUUCUGGAAGCCGUUGCAUUCUAUCAUUCGAUACCUGGGUUUGGCAUGCAUUUUUCGGAGUUGCGGGAUCUCAAAACAACCUUAACGUGCUCGGUCAAUCUCCGGUGUUCAACGAUGUGUUGAGAGGUCAAGCCCCUCAAAUCACGUAUGAAAUCAACAAUAUUGUCUACUCGAGUGGGUACCACUUAGCAUAUGGAAUUUACCCAAGGUGGACGACAUUCGGUUAUAGGAAUAAUGUGGAAAGGUGUUUUGGUAUCCUCCAAGCUCAAUGGUCAAUCAUUAGGGUGGCUGCUUGUUUGUUUGAUGAAGAUGUGCUUCGAAGCAUUAUGAUUACAUGCAUCAUCCUCCAUAACAUGAUUGUGGAGGAUGAGUAUGAUUAUGAUGAACUAGAGAUGUUUGAACCCGAUACCAUGAACACGACAUUGACAAGAAUUUAUGAAUGGCCCGUGGGAGAAAAUGAACAACUAUUGGAGCACGAACCAUUGAUUAGGGAUGGUCAUUACAACAAUAGUAUGAUUGACCGUUAUACGGAAAUGCAAUAUUCUUAUAUUCACAAAAGACGUCAAGUUGACUUGAUAGAGCACUUAUGGGCGCUAAGAGACAAUCACUGUCAAUAA
Prunus armeniaca (apricot) is the source of this 804-nucleotide messenger RNA. NCBI's taxonomy places the organism in Eukaryota, Viridiplantae, Streptophyta, Magnoliopsida, Rosales, Rosaceae. The record is from the annotation of a GenBank genome assembly.